UUUCUGCAGCCGUGUAGUCCUGGCCUUGUUUAUAUGAGGCUGUAGAUAAGCCGGGUUAUAAAAAAAGAGUAGUGAAAUUGUUCAAAGCAGCCCAGAUAAGCGACAUUUGGGAGAGCUUGCGGUCUGACAAUGGGAGCUAACAACAGUAGCCACCGAGUGUCAUUUGAAUCAGACGAGAACGACAACAUAACGGUGGUGAAGGGCAUACGGCUUUCUGAAAAUGUGAUCAAGCGUAUGAGAGAACCCAACGCUCCAAAUAAACAAAGUGCUCCCACUGCACCAGCCGCCACUCCACCUCCACUGCGACCUGUUCCUCCCCUUGUCGACCUCCCAACCUCCCUGCCUCCCCCCCCUCCUUUCGUAGAAGCCAUAGCACCUCCACCUGCCACCCAGUCUGUGGCUGCGCCUCUUCCCAAACCUCCCACAGAACAGCCCACAGUGGAAUCAUUAUCGUCUGCUCCAGAGUCCGAGCCAGCGGCAGUGCCUCUGUCAGGUCCAGUUUCAACACCUGCUGCGCCACCAGCAGUGAAUGAAGAAGCCCUGAGGAAGAAGAUCACUGAUGAGCUGUAUAAAGACUUGGAGCAGAAGAGGGCUAAAGCAGAGCAGGAGAUGCAAGCAUGGUACGAUGCGGAGAAGGCCCGGGCAUCAGCUCAUGUUCAGGCUGAGGCUGAGUCCAAAGUCAGGGAAGAAAUAUCCAAGAUCCUCUCUGCUGAGCGCGCCCUAACCCUAGACAGCCUCCAGCAAGCUAUCAUUAGGGAGCAGAUCAGCAGUGAGGAUGAGAGGCUUCGUACUCAGCUACUUGAACUUGAGCAGAAGGCCAAACAGCUAGAGGCAAGGGAAGCAGAUCUGAAGAAGCAGGAUGCGUUUUACCGGGAGCAGGUGGCCCGACUGGAGGAAAGGAGCGCGCAGCUCUACAAGGUCACUACAGAGAACUAUCAUAAAGCUGCAGACCAGAUAAAUGCCAAAUUCAAGAGGUAUGAAGUGAAUCCAGUAUGUGGAGACCUCCAGGGCCAGAUCCUGGGUUGCUACAAAGACAACGUUGGAAAAACCCUAAAUUGCUCCAACAUAGCAGCUCUUUACCUGCAGUGUGUUAACGAUGCCAAACAGAACCAGUUGAGGACUGGGGGAUAAGGAUGAAGGAGAAAAAAAAGGAGGAGCAAUUCUGAGUAUAUUGGGGAUUAUAGGUUGAUGGA
Molecule: messenger RNA, 1193 nt
Organism: Cyprinodon variegatus (sheepshead minnow)
Lineage: Eukaryota; Metazoa; Chordata; Actinopteri; Cyprinodontiformes; Cyprinodontidae
Gene: chchd3a
Product: MICOS complex subunit Mic19-like
Exons: 10
Coding region: 130-1131 (333 amino acids)
Biological process (GO): inner mitochondrial membrane organization
Cellular component (GO): MICOS complex; mitochondrion
Source: RefSeq, a predicted model, not a curated record